CGGCACUAGACAUCAAUCCCCAUCUGCCUAGGUCUAGUGUUUGCUCUAGCCUAGGCCCUAGGGGUUAACCAUCCACUCCGGCCGAGGUUUGCAUUAGGCCGAGAAAGGAAAUCAGUCGUGUGCGGACCAGAAGCUGCUACGAGCUGCCUACCAUCUGCCUCGCUGGUGAAUAUUCACCUAUAAUACCGUUCUUUCUCUGGUUAUUGGUUGAUUCUUUCGUGGUUCUACUGGCCAUUACCAUGCCCAAACUAGACUUAUUAUGUUGUUGAGAAGGUGCUCGAGGAAAACCAUGGGAGACAAGAGGCUAAGCAACAACCCAGGGGCGAUUUAUCCACUCGCUUAAUUCAUGGCCGACACGGCCGUAGUCUAAUAUGCAGCUGAUAUCCCCAUUCGUCGUUAGUCGGAGUCUAGUCAUGUUUCGCCCCUUCGUUUAAAAUAAGCAAGACAUCCCUGCUGAUUGUCCUGAAUCUAUAAAGACCGACUAUCACGCCUCGUGUGAGUUUAGCUUACCACUCUUAUUUCUUCUUACUUGCACGAGAGAACCGACAAUCGCCAUGGACAGCCAUGACCUCUUUCUCCAUGCUGCUGCUACCGGUGACGUAGCAUCCAUGGAACAGGAAUACCUGAAAAACAAGACAGUCCUCUCUAGCAAAGACUCCGCUAACCGGACGGCUCUCCACUUGGCUGCCCUUAACGGUCACUCGAAAGCUGUUGAACGGUUGCUGGACUAUGGCAUUGCUUGGUGUUCCAAGGAUAAUAAGGGCCAGACAGCAUUGCAUCUGGCCGCCCAGCUAUCGUCUGCAGCAAUAGCCAAAACCCUCCUUGAGAGAGGCGCGAAUUGCUGCACCCAAGACCAUGACGGGAAAACACCGAUAUUUUACGCCUACCAAAACUAUUCCCCCGAUGUCGUGAGUUGUUUUCUAAAAUAUGUCGAAUCAUCAUGCGGAACGGACAAGAAUUGCAGCCUUACGCCACAGAUCAUUCUCCGAGGCGGCUGCCGGAAAUGGACUCCUCUCCACGCUUAGUGAGGCUGCACGGUCCUUGAAUAGAGUGCGCCGGUCUGUACGGCGCAAGGCUUGAAAAUUCUCUCUCCCUUCGCCACCCAAAUCCCAUUUCUGGAGAAAUUGCGUGUCCGAUCUCGUUUAUUCCGAGUAUAUCCACCACGCGCCUUCAUCCCAUCUCGGAAAGUCAACCCCGAAUGGCGCUGGGGAAUGUUCUCUUUUAUUCGACAAUCGAGUAAGAUGCCGUACGCGCUGGAUUACAAGAUCCUCUUCGAACAAUGACUGCACCAUCAUAAUAUCGGAUCGACACAGCGAAGGGAAGACCUCCCCCCACUGUCAGCCGCAGGCCAGCCCUGCGACAGCCCUGCCUCCCGACGAGAAUUCCGAUCCGCCGUUUUCCGCGCGUCUCCCAGGCGUCGCCCGAGGCGUGGGAUGGUGACGGUGACGGUGGGUGUGGAUCGAGGGUGGUAUACGGAUUCUUAAUGCACAGCCAAUGGGAACCCUCACCCUGAAAGCGUGGACGGCUAUGGUGGGGCAUUCCAACUGCAACAAUAUACUAGCCAAUACCUGUACUUUAGCCUAUGGAUUAUCUCCU
Molecule: messenger RNA, 1596 nt
Organism: Aspergillus caelatus
Lineage: Eukaryota; Fungi; Ascomycota; Eurotiomycetes; Eurotiales; Aspergillaceae
Product: ankyrin repeat domain-containing protein
Exons: 1
Coding region: 555-1025 (156 amino acids)
Molecular function (GO): protein binding
Source: RefSeq, a predicted model, not a curated record